This is a messenger RNA of Polychytrium aggregatum, 2008 nucleotides long. Its product is annotated as Mur ligase. Bases 71 to 1705 code for a protein of 544 amino acids. The transcript is spliced from 8 exons. The record is from RefSeq and is a predicted model, not a curated record. Gene Ontology annotation, biological process: tetrahydrofolylpolyglutamate biosynthetic process. Gene Ontology annotation, cellular component: cytoplasm; cytosol; mitochondrion. NCBI's taxonomy places the organism in Eukaryota, Fungi, Chytridiomycota, Chytridiomycetes, Polychytriales. Gene Ontology annotation, molecular function: ATP binding; tetrahydrofolylpolyglutamate synthase activity.
AAUCGCUUUCCCCCCCGCCUCGCUUAUCGCCUCUAUCUCGCCCGCUCUGCUGCUCGCUGCGACCGGCUGAAUGCCUCUGCCGCGCCUUGGCCCGAUCCGUUUCUAUCGUCUGCCCGUCGCUUCUGCCAUCCGCCUGGCGGUACAACGAUCCAUGUCCUCGCGAUCCUAUGCCGAUGCUGUCAACAGGCUUAACAACCUGCAGAGCAAUGCCGCCACACUCGAAGCCAUCCGCAAGGCCGGCAACUCGCUCAAUCUCAGAAACAUCCCGGAAAUGACCGAGUUUCUGGAACGGAUCGGCCACAAGGUCCCGGAACUCAACAAACUGAAUGUCAUCCACAUUGCCGGCACGAAGGGAAAGGGCUCCACCUCGGCCUUCUGCGAGUCCAUCAUGAGAGGAGUGGCUGUUGUCGAGGAUGGCAGCGAGAAGCCUCUCAAGACAGGUCUCUAUACCUCACCCCACCUGCUUGCCGUUCGCGAGCGCAUCCGAAUCAACGGCGUUCCCAUAUCAGAGGCGCAGUUCACCAAGUACUUUUUCCAAGUCUGGGAUGCCCUUGAAGCAACCAAGGAACAGAUCACGCCGGGCUACCCGCAAGUCCCUGUGUACUUCCGCUGCCUGACUCUUUUGGCAUUCCAUGUCUUCCUCUCCGAGGGCGUCGAUGUGUGUGUAUUGGAGGUGGGAAUCGGCGGCAAGUACGACGCUACCAACCUGAUCGAGAGGCCUGUCGUCUGCGGCAUCACCUCCCUGGGCAUGGAUCACGUCCCGCUCCUCGGAACGACUAUCGGCGAGAUUGCCUGGAACAAGGCCGGCAUCAUCAAGCCUGGGGUACCCGUCUACUCGGUCAAUCAGCCCAAAGAAGCGCUGGAGACCAUCGAGUCGGUCAGCAAGGAAAACAACGGCGGCAAUCUCGACCCGAAGCUGUGCUCCAUUCUCCCGCUGUCCAGCAUCGAUCGCUUCUCGAAGAUCAAGCUUGGACUGGCCGGCGAGCACCAAAAGAUCAACGCCUCGCUGGCUGUGGCACUCUGCCGACGAUGGAUCCAGGAAAUGCAGGCUUCUGGCCGCAUGCAGUUCCCGCUGCCAUACCAGCGAGUGAACGAAGACGACAGCGUCUUUGACGCAGGGCUAGAGCUAGCUCGCUGGCCUGGACGUGCUCAGACAUUUGUGUCGGCCAAGGCUCCGGGCGUGCAGUGGUACCUCGACGGAGCGCACACCAACGAGAGUCUGAGUGUAUGCGCCGACUGGUUCAAGCAGAUCGCUGGCAGCAAUGUCCAGGGUAGCAACCCCCACAAGAACAUCCUGAUCUUCAACUGCACCAACGGACGCGAGGGCCUGAACUUGCUCAAGCCGCUCGCCGAGCUCGUCACCAGCGGCCGGAUCCAGUUCUCUCGGGUCAUCUUCUCCACCAAUGAUGCCUUCAAGCCCGGCUCGAACAGACUGAAUGUCGACCAGAUCAACAACACCGUGGUUCGAGACGCCGCCCUUGGCGCUCAGAAGAAACUCAUCCAGGACUACAAGACUUUGGUGGGCAGCGAUCUCGCAGACGAGAGCAGUCUGACCGUGUCUGCGUCAUUCGAGGAGGCAGUCGACCAGGUCCUCGAGUUCCAGCGCACAGCCGCUGCAGCCGACGACAGCAUCCGGGUUCUGGUUACCGGAAGUCUGCACCUGAUUGGCGCUUGUCUGUCGGCGCUGGAGGCCGAGGUGCAGUAGCAGCAGAGGGAGCGAUGUCGUCUUUCUUCCGCACGAGCGAUACUUGCUCCAAUAUAGUGUUGGGUGAAACGAAAAGGUUCGCCCCAAGCUGUCUGCACGCGAUGGAUAGCUAGCCCCCGCACAUCUGCAAAAAGCCCACUCGCCGCUGCUCCCUCCAACCGCUGAGGCAUCGAAUCCCUUCCACCGCGUAGCCCCGUUUGCAUCAACUCAUGCUGCCUGUCGUCUCAUCUGUACAUCAUACGCCGACAACUCGCCCCGCCGCUCACUUUGCUUCGUGUAUCGCUCUGCAGCGAGUGCAUCCCU